UUUGACACUUUUUGUUGUCCCUGUUCCCGGAUAGAGUAUGGUCCCUCUGCAAUACAAUUAUUUAUCCCCUAUUCAUUGGAUCCAGUUUUUUGAACGUUUGUUAACGCUAGUAUGAAUCCAGUGCUUGUAUCAGUAUUGUUGCUUGCACUCGCGGUAUUCGUAGUUUCAGAAUGCGGGACUAAAGCCAUCAUAUUCAACUUUGGGGAUUCAAACUCUGAUACUGGAGGGUACAGUGCAGGGUUGGGCUUUAAUACACCGCUCCCUAUUGGCCGCCUCUUCCCCCAUCAGCCCAGUGGCCGUCUUUGCGAUGGUCGCCUCGUCAUUGAUUUUUUGUGUGAAUACUUGAAUAUAAGCUACCUGAGUCCGUAUCUGGAGUCCUUAGGGUCUGAUUUCAAGCAUGGUGCAAAUUUUGCCAUCUCCGGGGCGGCAACACAAGCCUAUGCUACGAACCCUUUCUCUUUGCCCGUUCAAGUCCUUCAGUUUCUUCGCUUCAAGUCACGCUCUCUGCACCUCCUUGCACAAGGUUCGAAGGAUUUGAUCAACGAGGACGGUUUCAUGAAUGCGCUUUACACAAUUGAUAUAGGCCAGAAUGAUCUAUAUGGUGCUUUUGCUUCAAAUUUCAGUGAUAGAAUUAACAUCACCGUCAAUGAGAUUAAAAAUGCUAUACAGACUAUAUAUGAUCACGGUGGCAAGAACUUUUGGGUGCACAACACUGGGCCCUUCGGCUGUUUACCCGAAAGGGUUUCAUUAAUGAAGAAAAACAACAGUGAUCUCGAUGCAUAUGGAUGCCUCAUUACUCUCAACAAUGGAGCUAAAGAGCUGAACUUCAAAUUAAGUGCCGUUUGUGAUGAACUGAAUUCAGAGUUGGAGAAUGCUACUGUAGUAUAUACCGAUAUCUACUCAGUUAAGUAUGAUCUCAUAGCCAACUCCUCCAAUUAUGGGUUCGAGAGUCCACUAAUGGCAUGUUGUGGCUUUGGUGGACCUCCAUACAACUUCAACAUGAGCAUAAGAUGUGGAUCUACAAGAAGCCAAGCCUGUUCAAUUAACUCGAAGUACAUAAGUUGGGAUGGAGUUCAUUAUACAGAGGCUGCUAACGCCAUGGUUGCUUCGAAAAUUCUCUCUACUGAGUACUCGAAACCUCGCAUAAAAUUUGAUUACUUUUGUAGUGCUUGAAUAAAAUUUUUUGUUAGGUUUCCUUCGUGAA
Asparagus officinalis (garden asparagus) is the source of this 1204-nucleotide messenger RNA. Its product is annotated as GDSL esterase/lipase At1g09390-like. NCBI's taxonomy places the organism in Eukaryota, Viridiplantae, Streptophyta, Magnoliopsida, Asparagales, Asparagaceae. Gene Ontology annotation, molecular function: hydrolase activity, acting on ester bonds. The coding region runs from base 112 to 1173 and encodes 353 amino acids. The record is from RefSeq and is a predicted model, not a curated record. The transcript has 5 exons.